Messenger RNA from Rhopilema esculentum, 1812 nucleotides. Its product is annotated as meteorin-like protein. NCBI's taxonomy places the organism in Eukaryota, Metazoa, Cnidaria, Scyphozoa, Rhizostomeae, Rhizostomatidae. The record is from RefSeq and is a predicted model, not a curated record. Gene Ontology annotation, molecular function: hormone activity.
UUUCGGCCUUGACAAAUGCUUAUUGAAUGCUUAAUGUUUCUGUUUGUGUUGAACAACAUUGUUUCCUCUCACGGUGAGGACGGUUGACGCUGGAAUUACCAAGUUUGUGUUCGUCGAUCUCUUGCCAGAUAGAAACCAAUUUCACAUUUUCGUUGGCUGAUGUUAUGCAAACAACUGUUGCAUGUUGUGAAAGCUUGUUUUUGUAGAGAGUUUUCAGAUGCGUGUAAAUAAAACUUUUGUCUUCUAACGUGGAAGGUUACGACCGUCUGGAUUUCCAAGGUGGCUAACAUGUCGUCGUUGUCUUUGACAAAACAUUCAAUAUUAUUAUUUGUUAUCCCGAUUUUAUACACUGUUGGGGAGAAAAUCAAUACCUGCAUUUGGCAAUAUAACAGCUAUGAGAGAAGCAAUGAAACCAACCCUGGAGUCAUCCCUGUAGACCUUCGUUGUUCAAAAGGAUUUUUGGAGUGGCGCCAGCCCAAAGGGGGACUUCAAGUGAAAUUCAAAACCCCUGUCGAUCUUCUUGGAUCUGAUUUCUCUGUUCGUUUGAUAUCAAAAAAGGACCUUGCUGUUUUUUAUGAAGAAGUGGAUAAUGGCUUGAAAAUUCUUAGAGGCUUCGAAGAGUACGAUCCGAAAUCGGCAAUCAAUAUAGGAUCAAAAGAUGGAGAGGCUGGUCUCUAUGUCGUUGCACGUACUACGGAGGGUACAGAUAGUAGUGACAAUGUCUUGCGAAUUGAUUAUGAACUUGAACGAAAAGAGCAGAAAUCACCAGCUCAAGAUUGCAGAAUGUGUAGCACAUUGAAAAUGGCUGAACUGCUCUGCAAAGGCGACUUUGCCGUCAAAGCCAAAAUCCAGAACAAGUAUCUUCACAAUGACGGGCAACACGUGUUUCUGGAUCUCCACGUAUAUCACAUUUACCGGCAGCUUGAAGGUAUAUUUCUUCGGGUUUCAGAAGGAAGUUAUCACAUUGGACGUGUCAGGAUGAUUGGAAAAUGUUCACCUCCAAAAGGAAGGCAUCAUUACAUAUUUCUCGGUAAAAAAGGAAGAGGUACGAAGGACGCUCAGGUUGGGUGUUACAUGAAGUUCUCCUUAUGGAAGAUGAUUAAGCAUCAGAUUAAAUGCUCAGGUUCGCGAAGAAGGAGAGGAGUCAGCGCUUCAAAAGACAUUAAAGAUGUUUAUUACCAAUCGAAAAGAUAGGGGAUAAGAAGACUGAAUCCAAACGAUUAGUCAAUACUUUCAUACAGAAACCAGGGACUUCCAACUCCUUUAAAAUGUGUGGGAUGGGAAGGGGGACGGCAGCUGUUGGGUACAUUGGCCUCGCUCAUAUUUGGGUGCUUAGUCUAUUAACCGCCUCCACUUCCCUAAACUGCUUUGCUUGAAAAUUUUCAAUAGAUUAAAGACCACAUAUUGCUAGCCAUGCAAAUGAACAAUCGUUACAAAUGCAAAAAGUGAAAAAGUCUCUUUUUGAAUUUGAAAGGGAAGCAUCUUUUGCCUUCCCAGACAAGUUUUGUACAUUUUUGAAAAUUUGGAUUGAACCACCUACCUAAAUCUCAUUACACGACACCUUUUAAUUGAAAUUAAUAAGCUUUACUCAUCUCAUGGCAUGUUUCUUUUAUGUUUUGCUAUGAGCAAAUAUGCAAAGUUUUUAAGGUAGUGUAUUUAAAUAACAAAACCUCUAGGAAAUGGUUGUCACGAGAAAGAAUGACCAAAACAAAUCGUUUCAUGUUUAUAGAUUUGAUUAACUGGUGGAGAACCUUUUUUGACAUUUAUUGAUGGUGAUGUUGAAAAAAAUUAUUUAAACUGGCUUUGGAAUAA